This is a messenger RNA of Arabidopsis thaliana (thale cress), 1458 nucleotides long. RefSeq names its product nuclear speckle splicing regulatory-like protein (DUF2040). The coding region runs from base 222 to 1193 and encodes 323 amino acids. Gene Ontology annotation, biological process: regulation of alternative mRNA splicing, via spliceosome. The transcript is spliced from 4 exons. Lineage: Eukaryota; Viridiplantae; Streptophyta; Magnoliopsida; Brassicales; Brassicaceae. The record is from RefSeq and is marked reviewed.
CUCUUUCACUUUCUUCCAUGGAUUACUAAAUUCCUUAAUCCUGGGAAAAUCACACCAAUCAACUUUUGUGAAUUGUAACCCUAAUCGAUUCUACAGCGAAAUCUACCUAUUUCAUGCUUGGGUUUGAUUAGUGUUUUUCCAGAAUCUGGGACUUCGCAGGAAUUGCGCUAAUUUUCAAUCGAUUUUGCAGAAGUUUGUUGCUCCUGGAAUAGAAAUCGAAGAUGAAGAAGUACGGAUUGCAAAUCAGAGCUCCUUCCCAGAAAAAACAAUCAUCAUCUCGACCUCCACUUCGACCCGCUUCAAUAUUUGAUGAAGAAGAAGAUCACGACGUCGAGAAGGAGAUUUCUCGUCAAGCAACAAAGACCAAAGCUCAUAAAGAAAUUGAGGAGCAGCAUAAGAAAGCCUUAGAGGAGGAUCCUUCUGCUUUUUCAUAUGAUGAAGUUUAUGAUGAUAUGAAACAGAAAGCUGUUCUUCCUCGAAUGCAAGAUCGUGAAGAACGCAAGCCAAGGUAUAUACAGAAUUUGAUGAAACAGGCAGAACGUAGAGAGAAAGAACAUGAGAUAGUUUAUGAGAGAAAGCUUGCGAAAGAGAGGGAGAAAGACGAACAUCUUUUUUCGGAUAAAGAAAAGUUUGUUACUGGCGCUUAUAAAAGGAAACUUGAGGAACAAAAGAAAUGGCUGGCAGAAGAAAGAUUGCGUGAACUUCGUGAGGAAAGAGAUGAUGUUACUAAGAAGAAAGAUUUGAGUGAUUUCUACUUCAACAUUGGAAAAAAUGUCGCUUUUGGAGCUCGAGAAGUCGAAGCUAAAGAGGCAGAGAAGCUCGAGGAACAAAGAAAGGCAGAGAAGCUCGAGGAACAAAGAAAGGCAGAGAAGCUCGAGGAGCUGAGAAAAGAAGUAACAAGGGUAGAGAAGAAACGAAAAUCACCGGAGAAGGAAGUAUCUCCUGACUCGGGAGAAUUUGGAUCAAGUCGUAGCAAAAGUUUGGAGCCACUAGAAGCAGAGCAAGCAGUUUCUGAAAAGGAGAUGGGUUCAGAUGGCACUGAAGAGAGAAAGUCAUCAAUCAAAGAGGCAGCAAAAGAAGUGCCGAAAGCCAUUAACGACCAGAAGAGAAGAGAGGAUGCGAUCGCUGCCGCUAAAGAGAGGUUCCUGGCCCGUAAGAAGGCAAAAAUUGAAGAGUAUGUGCAACUUGGCUGAUUUCAGUCCAAUAGUUAAAUCUUGGUGAACUUGUCUUCUUCUGAUUAUCGACCACCCUCUUUUUUAUAAGUAACUUUUCAAGAUAACGCUUCUUAUAUUACAGGGUCUACUUCCAUUACAAAUGCAAUAGGUUUGAUGGUUAAUAAAGAAGAGAACGAACAAAGAAAAAUCCCCUACGUUGAGAUGCACAUUGUCAGGGUCAGUUUAAAUGUCCUAGUGGAUCAAAUUGAAUGGUAUAUAGGAAAAAGUAAAAGUUAGAAAAUUG